GAGACUGGCACAAAACAGAAAGGCUUCCUUGUGGACGGGACUGUGGUAGAUACUUGACUGACGGGCAGAAUGGCUGAUGGGUCGUGCAGAGCGUCCUCAAGGCUUCCCCCGGCUUUAUUCCCUCUCCUACUGCUCCUGGAAUCCUCAACGAUGCUGGCCAUGUCCACGGUGGACUACACAAAUACUGUAGUAUCCGAUGAGCCGCCGAUGCUAGGAGAAUGCAUGCAGAUUCUUGAGCCUUCGUAUCACAAGAUCUUUGAUCUGGAGCAAAUAUGCCAAAACUUGGAGCUUUACUUGGCGUGUUACGUUCUUGACGUACAGGAAGCCGCUGCCUUUUACCCCGGGCCAUUGCCUCUUGACCUCUUCCACGAUGUCCACUCGAUGAAACUAGCGUACCGGGGAGUGUGCCUCGAUCUGCUAGCGAUAACCCCAAAUCGUCACUGUGUUCAGGAGAAGGAACCAGAACUAAUGAAGUGUAAUGAGGACCUGAACGCCGUCAGCUCUCUUCUGGACCAUAAUUUUUACGAUGUGUACGAAUCAACAACAUAUUUAUGUAGAGCGUUCCAGAAACACGCCAGCUGUGAGAGCUUGGCGUUCUCAUCGUGCGAUGCCGGUAUGGGGCGAGCCAUGGCCAACUUCUACAUCGCGGCACUACCCACGACCUGCAAGAUUAUGCUCGGUGUGAACUCCAAGUACGACGACAUCAUCUUUGGUCCUUUUUGGAUGGGCAUUCCUGUAGAAUGUUUCCCGGAAGACAGAGAAACCGACCCUGCGUCCUUGGGGACAACCUUGAACAAACUGUGCAGAUAUUAUGAGACGUUUAUUCCGUGUCUCCAACAAGUGGUCGAGAGGAGAAAUCGUACAGGACUUUUGUACGAGUUGGGGUCAUAUGACUUGUUCGACUCUGAAUCUCAGCUAAACGCCUACGGAGCAUUUUGUCCUAUUGUGAAUGAUCUUGGGGAGGACUUGGAAUGUGUACAAGACCCCAAUGUGACUGUGUCGGAAGCUUGUAACAACGACUACAGCGAAGCAACGUACGAGUUAGAGACACCAGAGCUAUCAUUCCAAGACAAGCGUAUUAUCAUGUGCAAAGCAACUGCUGAACUGUUGCGAUGCGAACAGCAAGCGUACACAUCAUGUACUGAUCAAGUGAAAACGGCCUACAACAACUACAAUGUGGCAGUUUUACCGAGCUGGUGUAAGCAAGUGGCAGGUAUCUCUUCUGAAUUUGAUGAGUUGCCAGUUGAGAAAACAACAAAGAAAGUAAGAAAAACCACAAAGAAAAUCAAAAACUAUAAAAAACCUAAAACAACGACUCUAACCGAAAGAGUUACCAUGACGGAGAGCCUGACUGAUGUUAAAACAUUCACGACAGAAUUGCCUGCCACGGCCGAUGUCUCCCAAACACUGUCGCCACCGGAAUUCAUGCCAGCUUACACGACGGAUAACGGCCAGCAAGCGUUGCGGACUAUCCCCUCUCUGGCUCUUCUUCUGAUUGGCGCUGCUCUGAUCUUCACGUGACCAAUGAGCUUUCAAUGAACAAAGAGUUUUCUCCCCAUGUCACAGCUAUUAUCCAAUCCUCGUCACCCUCAACGUAUUUAUUCCAUCUCGUCACAUCAGGUGUACAUUAUCCUGGGAAUCCACUAGGUGCCAGAGAGACCGUUAUUUAUACAUUCCUUGUCUUGCCGCUGAGGUAUGAUAGAUCCCUGAAAUCUACAAGAUCGGCAACCCUAGUUAUCUGCCCCUGACGAGAAGCCGUUGAAUAUGCCCUCGAACGAGAAGAGACACCCUUCCACUGCGGGUGUUAAUUAAAUCCCCAAGAGAUAUAAGAUGAGGUUUAUAAACUGAAAAACAUGACCUCAACACCACUUUCCUGUCAAGGUAAAUUCUGGUCCUAUAUUCAUUUGGGUUGGCUGAUCUGUCUCCUGUAAAGGAUGUGGCCUCGGGUGGAAUCAGCCACGUCUCAUUAUUUCCACCAUGUGUCCGUAUUGACAAGCAAAUGACUUCUUUGGAGAAUAACAAUGUGACGACGUCGACGACUAUGAUGAUAACGGGGAUGGUGUUCUCGGCGACAGGUUCUGAAAAUGGUGUGAUUAGAGAUGUUUAUAUGGUGCCGAGAGGUUCUGAAGGUAGUGUGGUUAGAGAUGUUGAUAUGACGCCGACAGGCCCUAAAAGUGGUGUGGUUAGAGACUUUGAUAUGGCGGCGACAGACCCUGAAAAUGGUGUGGUUACAGAUGUUGAUAUGACAGUGACAGGCCCUGAAAGUGGUGUGGUUGAAGAUGUUGAUGUGGCACCGACAGAAAUGUAUAUAUGACGAUGUGGUCAGUGCUGUUAAUAUGGAGGUGACACGCCCUGAAAGUGGCGUGGUUAGAGAUGUUGAUAUGACAGUGACGGGCCCUGAAAAUGGUGUGGUUAGAUAUGUUGAUAUGACGGCGACAGGCCCUGAAAGUGGUGAGGUUAGAGAUGUUGAUAUGACGGCGACAGACCCUGAAAAUGGUGUGACUGGAGAAGUUGAUGUGGCGCCGACAGGCCCUGAAAGUGGUGUGGUUAGACAUGUUGAUAUGACGGCGACAGCCCUGAAAGUGGUGUGGUUAGAGAUGUUGAUAUGACGGCGACAGACCCUGAAAGUGGGGUGUUUAGACAUGUUGAUAUGACGGCGACAGACCCUGAAAGUGGCGUGGUUAGAGAUGUUGAUAUAACAGCGACAGGCCCUGAAAGUGGUGUGGUUAGAGACGUUGAUAUGAAGGCGACAGGCCCUGAAAGUGGUGAGGUUAGAGAUGUUGAUAUGGUGGCGACAGCCUUCGACCGUGAGUUGUUCUAUGCUAUGUCACUGUGUCACGGAUAGAGACGGAGUUCUUCAGUAGCGCUGCUGUAGAAUCAGCCUGUGCUUAUAUGGUAAUAUAGGUUAUUUUAACAUUGAUAUGUUGGUCUCUUUUCAGACGAUGGUGAUAAUUAAACAUGUUGCCGUGUUUGCAUCAUAUCGCUGAUGUAAAUAUGACUGCGUGGGUAUCUGAUAUCAAUGGCCCGUUCUUCUACAUGUACCAUGUAUUUACUUUUCAAUUUGGGUAUAUAAAUAGUGACCACUCCGUCCAUAUUUAGCGAAAAUAAUUUGUUUCCAUCGUCCAUCUUACGUCUGUUUUCAUUUUAUAUGACUACAACACAAAGUAGACAACGUUCCUGACAACUUGAUGAACGCUGUAAAAAAUCCUGAUGGCAAAUUGUCACAUACGCAAGUAAAUAUUUUAGAAAUAUACGAAUAAAUUCAGUUUUAUUGGUUGGUCCCAAUUUUUGUGUACUUUAUAUCCCAUUGUCAUCCAGAACGUGACCCUUGCCUUUAUCUCAUCUCAACAGUAUUUUAAGUUGAUGAUUUCAUGUGCACAUUGUUCGGCUUGUAUAUGUAUAGGCUUUUUGUAUAUACCCUAGGAUGCAUAUAGAUGCGUAUAUGCUUUUACCGUUUGUAUAUAAAUUGUUGGGAGGUUGGGUGGGAUGGUGUGGGUGGGUGGGGUUUUGUUGGGGCUCCGUGGCCGAGAGGUGAUCGAGGUAGAUUCUCUCGAGUGCGAUCGCACUGAGUUUAAUUCCAGCUUAUGCAGACUUCCUACCCUAUCCGUGAGAUUGUCAGCCAUGGCCACCGUCGUUUAACAUCAGUCAAAUAAAUCAGUAGAUAUAAAUUGCUGGAUUGUACAGCGCUAUAACAUCACAUCGAUUGGAAUCAACAAUUUAAGGUUUGACAAGAUGUGAGUGAACUUUGACAUUUGAAUACCCUCCCUGAAAUGUUCUUAGCGAGAAAAGGCAAUUAAAGAGAAAUGCCUGUGUUCGAUUCUCGUGGAAAGUUUGGAUUAAAAGUACAAAAAAUUUCAAACGAACAGUGUCUAGUUCAUGUUGAUUUGCAUCUCUAUGGUUUCUCACUUCUGCUGGACUGAUAUACACACAUAUGGCAUUCUAGUGUCUAAACCUACGCGAGGCUUUUCUAUUCUGUGCUUGUACAUGGCGAAGAUUACAUAGAUUGUGAAGAUCACAUAGAAGGUUAAUAUCACAUAGAUGGUGAAGAUCACAUAGAUGGUGAAGAUCACAUAAAUGGUGGAAUUCACCGUACAUCCGUACCGCCAGAACUUUCAACAUUAAAAUUUUUUCCGGAUUCCAUAACAUGGUCUUAAAUGUAAAUAUACUAAGCACAGAUCUGUUAUAUGUAUAUUUAAUUGAACUGAGAUUGAUCAAUGAAUAUGACGACGAAAUAUCAUUUGUGUACAUCCGUCAGUAAAUAAAUCAAGAAUGUAAAUGUUCAAUAUUAAUGUUGUUUAUUUUAUUUAUAAAGCUGUUUGUAAUUAAUAUGGUACACAGAAUAAG
Molecule: messenger RNA, 4344 nt
Organism: Liolophura sinensis
Lineage: Eukaryota; Metazoa; Mollusca; Polyplacophora; Chitonida; Chitonidae
Exons: 8
Coding region: 70-1521 (483 amino acids)
Source: RefSeq, a predicted model, not a curated record